GGAAAAUGCAAUUGCCAGCGCAGCCGGCGCAGCAAAAACAGGUGAACACGUCGGAAUCCAGGAAUGUCCUUCAAGGAUGUGCGAGAUCUGGGGGAACACCUCAAGUUGUUGGGCUUUCCCCGGGUAUUUCCCCUCCAAUCCCUGGCCAAUAAGCAUGGCAGCCUGGCCAGUUUCCACAUAGUCUCCGAGCUCCUGCAAUGGCUGGCUGGUCUGAUGGAACCGGGUGCCACUUUGCCCGGCGGCGUGGAAUCAGAGGAGCAGCGGAUUCUCCUCGUCCGUUCGGCGACCGAAUUUUUUGUUACCAAGGCGGCCAUACGCCUGAAUCCCCGGAAACUGUAUGCGGCCGCAGCGGUUACGGCAGCGGAACUGCAGAAAGUCACCCGACUACUGACGGCCCCAGGACAAAACGAAGGCGAUCGCGACGAGGAGGACCAACGGGAUCAGUAUAGAAGCCUAAAUCCCGUCGACAUUGGGGACAAAAUGGACGAGUUGCGUAAAGCCCGAGAGCUGGCUGCAGAUUUAGCCCAGCGAGGCUCCACCAUAUACGAGCUGCUUUCAAAGGAGCUGCUGAACAAGGAGGCCCGGAUGUCCCAGGCCCAAAGGCCCCUGGAACUGCUCAGUGUGGAGAGGACUCUGAAGAACGCCAUCCAAGCCAGUCAGGUGCGCCUGCAGUCGAGCAGGGCCCAACUCGAGGCCGGAAAAGUGGAACUAAAUGCGCUGGGCUCCAAGCUGCAGCGCCGCCGUGCGGAGCUAGAGAGAACGCGCCAAAGAUUGGAGGCUCUGCAUCGCAUUCGACCGGCCCACAUGGCCGAGUUCGAGGACUGUGAGAAGGAACUGCAGCAGCUUUUCCAGCGCUUCUUCCUAAGGUUGCAUGUCCGCGAUGCUCUGAAGUCCCAACUGGAGUUGCGUACCAAACGUGCCACGCCCAUUGCCUCGCCCGUUCUGCAAAAGCCCGCCGAGAGCUCCAUACCCUUCAUCCCGGAGGGCCUCAUUGAAGACGAUGACGAUGAUCUAGACGACGAGGAUGAGGACGAGGAUGGCGGCGAAGCGGUUUCCGGCCUUGACAUGGUGGUAAAUGGCAGGAGUGUCUUCGGCCUCGACUCGGAGAUACCCGAUAUUCGGGACGAGGACAAGAUGAUGCAGCAGAACAGCCUCACUUCGGCACAGGGAAAGCGUCCUGGCACAGCCACCUCCAGAGUACGGCCCACAACGGGAAGAAGCAGAAAGACAGUCUCUCUCACAGGAAGAAACGCCGCAGGACCAGAAGGAGGUGGUGAUGCCAGAGCAUCCCGAGGAUCCAGAAGAGGUGGAGCGACUGAAGGAGAAGCAGGUGGCACCCAUCGAAAUGGCCGUAAUGGACCCGGAAGUAGUAUGCUCAAUUCACGAGAUGAUGACAGCAGCUUCGGGAGCUCCGAAAGUGAACUUGAUGUGGGCGAGAUCAUGGGCAUGAGUGGGAUGAGCGGCAUUAGUGGAAUAAGUGGAUUGAGCCAUAUUGCUUUGGGAGCCGGUGAUGACGAUUUUGAUCUCAACUCGAUAGAUGACAUUAGCAUUUCAAAGUUAACUGGAGAACUGCCGUUGCGACCUAAGACGGCCAAUAAAACAGAGCACCACAGCGAUGAGGAUUUCUAGGUUAACUAAUCAUUUUCUACAGAUUUUAUAAACGCUGCAACAGGGUGUCACUAAUAAAUACAAUAUUCUCAACCUGUAA
Drosophila takahashii is the source of this 1708-nucleotide messenger RNA. RefSeq names its product clusterin associated protein 1 (gene Cluap1). Gene Ontology annotation, biological process: cilium assembly. Gene Ontology annotation, cellular component: centrosome; cilium; intraciliary transport particle B. The record is from RefSeq and is a predicted model, not a curated record. Lineage: Eukaryota; Metazoa; Arthropoda; Insecta; Diptera; Drosophilidae.